Molecule: messenger RNA, 498 nt
Organism: Dissoconium aciculare CBS 342.82
Lineage: Eukaryota; Fungi; Ascomycota; Dothideomycetes; Mycosphaerellales; Dissoconiaceae
Exons: 2
Coding region: 1-498 (165 amino acids)
Source: RefSeq, a predicted model, not a curated record
AUGCAGGUCGUCGUCAACUUCUCUGAGACGACGCCGGAUAAGGCUUGCUUGCUCUUGCCUCCAGCCCCUGGCAAAGGACCUACGAUCGUCUCUUUGGACUCGGACAAACUCAACAUUCCCGGCUCGUGGAUGUCGCAGAUACUUCCCGCAUCACCAGGAAGCAUCCACUCCCCGAGCAGCAAAGGUAAUAGCACGGCUUCUUCAAGAGUUGACUCUGUCAAGCCCUCAGACUCGGUCAGCUCCACAGGCUCGAAGCCGGGUCGGAACUCACGCAAAGGAUCCAAGGAUGGACCGGCGAGCAAAUGUCCGGGCGCCAGUGACCAGAACAUCUCACCACUCAUAAUGCUCGGGUCGAGUCAAAUGCCGACAUCAGACAUACCUGGAGUCAUCUGCAAUGUGGGGAGUUUGGGUGAAUCAAGCUUAUCAACGGAGCAGUGCAUCCUGGAGUACACGUCUUGGGACAAGAUCGACUGGUUGACAUUGGAGUUUCCCGUCUAG